Molecule: messenger RNA, 4020 nt
Organism: Cyclopterus lumpus (lumpfish)
Lineage: Eukaryota; Metazoa; Chordata; Actinopteri; Perciformes; Cyclopteridae
Gene: jak2b
Product: Janus kinase 2b
Exons: 25
Coding region: 514-3951 (1145 amino acids)
Biological process (GO): cytokine-mediated signaling pathway; hemopoiesis; cell surface receptor signaling pathway via JAK-STAT
Cellular component (GO): membrane; cytoskeleton; cytosol
Molecular function (GO): histone binding; ATP binding; cytokine receptor binding
Source: RefSeq, a predicted model, not a curated record
GGAGAGGCUGGUUUGUUGACUGACUUCGGCUGCGCAGUAGCUGUCGCUGACAAACUGUCUACGAGAGAGAGAGUUAAAGCCAUUCAGUUGAUAAGAUGUCAACAAUGUAACUCUCGUUGUGCAGCCGUAGCCACAGAUUCCGGCACAACGCGACGAUUUUCCCGCAGAUGAAAUCGCGUGUCAUCGGACCAGUUUGUGGCCAGUUAGCUUAAAGUUAGCUGAAGUUAGAACACCGACAAGAUAGACGGCUGAAGUUCCUCCGGAGUGAAUGGGUUAGUUUAUGUAACGAGAGCAAGUCAGCCAGCUGAGGGCUACAAGGGAAAUAACACCGUUUCCAGAUGGACUUCCGCCAUCAAAUCAUUUGUUUAUUUAGGGCUGCGGUGUGAGGUCUUGACGUGUCCGUUUGCACGUUAGCUGUCAAACUCUCGCUCGUCCCAGCGGCCUAGGAGACGAGCUAGCUAGCUAGCUAGCUGUCUGCACGCCUGGCUCAUCUUCCAAAGUUUCGUGUUGUUGAUGGCCUCCCUGUCAGCCAUGGACACCGUGACUGAUGCAUGCCCUGCGGUGCACCGAAAUGGGACUGCCCAUCGGGAACCUCAAAACACGAGGCCGGCUGCUGCUGUUCUGAAGCUUCACUUCUACCACAGCAGCCAAGCAACGGCCGACGGCCGCUUUCUCGGCUACCCACCGGGGGACUACGUGGCUGAGGAGCUGUGCAUAGAUGCAGCCAAGGCAUGCAGUAUAUCCCCACUGUACUGCAACCUUUUUGGUCUCUUCCGAGAGCGAGACAGCUUGUGGUUUUCACCCAACCACAUCUUCCAGCUGGACGAACUGGCCUCUGAAGAUGUGUUUUUCAGAAUAAGGUACUACUUCCCUGGCUGGUACAGUGGUGGGACGUCCAGAGCGUAUCGAUAUGGCGUUUCCAAGGAGUCCGAAAGCCCCGUCCUUGAUGACUUUGUAAUGUCAUACCUCUUCUCUCAGUGGAGGAAUGACUUUGUGAGUGGCUUCGUGAAGAUACCCAACUCCCUUGAAAGUCAGGAAGAGUGCCUCGGUAUGGCUGUUCUCGAUAUGACGAGAGCUGCCAAGGAGAGGCAGAUGUCCCCGCUGGACAUCUAUCACACAAUAAGCUACAAGUCCUUCUUGCCAAAGGACAUGAGCGCUCAGAUCCAGGACUGCAACUUCUUGACACGCAAGCGUAUCCGAUUCCGCUUCAAGCGCUUCAUCCAGCAGUUCAGUCAGUGUCGGACCACAGCGCGCGACCUCAAGCUCAAGUACCUCAUCAGCAUGGAGUCCCUGGAGAAGUCCUUCUACACAGAGACCUUCAAGGUCAGGGAACCAUCCAGUGGACAGCUCAUCAUCCUGGUGGCAGCGGACAGUGGCAUCCAGUGGUGUCGAGAGAAACUGAAAGAUUCCGACCAGGAGCUGCAGACCCUGUGUGACUUCCCCGAUGUCACCGACAUCAGCAUCAAACAGCCCGGCAAGGAGGGUGCUGCAGAGAGUCGGGUGGUGACCAUCAACAAACAAGAUGGCAAGAAUCUGGAGCUGGAGUUCCUCAGCCUGUCUGAAGCCCUCUCCUUUGUGUCCCUCAUCGAUGGCUACUAUCGGCUUACGACGGACGCACAUCACUACCUUUGCAAAGAAGUGGCUCCUCCCAGACUUGUGGAGACCAUCUCUUCCCAUUGCCAUGGCCCCAUCUCAAUGGAAAUUGCCAUCCAUCGGCUUCAGAGGCGUGGAAACAAACAAGGAUUGUACAUUUUGAGAUGCAGCCCGAAAGACUUCAACAAGUACUUUCUGACUUUCCCCGUUGAGGUGUACGACGUGGUAGAAUACAAGCACUGCCAGAUAACCAAGUCUGUCGUCGGGGAGUUUAACCUCAGUGGAACCAAAAGGAACUUCGGCAGCUUGCAGGAGCUUCUCAGCUGCUACCAAAAGGAAACGGUGCGCUCCGACAGCUUCAUUUUCCAAUUCAGCAAGUGCUGUCCACCAAAGUCCAAAGAAAAGUCCUGCCUCCUCGUGUGUAGGAGCAACAAGGGCUCCGAAGUGCCGCUCUCUCCGUCUCUACAUCGACACAACAUCAGUCAGAUGGUGUUUCACAAGAUCAGGAAGGAAGAUCUGGAGUUUAUGGAGAGUCUAGGCCAAGGGACGUUUACCAAGAUCUUUAAAGGGGUCCGCAAGGAGCUGGGAGAUUAUGGACUCGUGCACCAAACAGAAGUUGUCAUGAAAGUCCUGGACCAAGCCCACAGAAACUACUCUGAGUCUUUCUUUGAAGCUGCCAGCAUGAUGAGCCAGUUGUCCCACAAGCACCUGAUACUCAACUACGGUGUGUGUGUUUGCGGAGAAGAAAAUAUCAUGGUGCAGGAGUAUGUGAAGUUUGGUUCGCUGGACACCUACCUGAAGAAGAACAAGAACUCCAUAAACCUCCUGUGGAAGCUGGAGGUGGCCAAGCAGCUGGCCUGGGCCAUGAACUUCCUGGAAGAAAAGCACCUUGUCCACGGGAAUGUUUGUGCGAAAAACAUUCUUUUGAUCAGAGAGGAAGACCGGCGGGCUGGGAACCCCCCCUUCAUCAAACUGAGUGACCCCGGCAUCGGCAUCACUGUCCUCCCCAAAGAAAUCCUGAUUGAGAGGAUCCCUUGGAUUUCCCCCGAGUGCGUCGAGGACCCGGCCAACCCGAGCCUGGCUGCAGACAAGUGGAGCUUUGGCACCACGCUGUGGGAGAUCUGCAGUGGGGGGGAGAAACCAUUAGCAACACUGGACAACUCUAAGAAAUCCCUCUUCUAUGAGGACCACCACCAGCUUCCGGCACCAAAGUGGACCGAACUGGCCAAUCUGAUUACCAGCUGCAUGGACUACGAGCCUUCCUUCAGGCCCACAUUUCGUGCCGUUAUCCGUGACCUCCACAGCCUCUUCACGCCAGACUAUGAGUUGAUCGUGGAAAGCGACGUCUUGCCAAACAGGACCGUGGUCUCGGGCUGGUCCACCGGGGGCUUUGAGAGUCAGGAGCCGGCUCAGUUUGAAGAGAGACACCUGAUAUUCUUACAGCAGCUGGGAAAGGGGAACUUUGGCAGCGUGGAGAUGUGUCGAUAUGACCCGCUUACGGACAACACUGGAGAGGUCGUGGCUGUGAAGAAACUCCAGCACAGCACUGCAGAGCACAUCCGAGACUUCGAGCGAGAGAUUGAGAUCCUGAAGUCUCUGCAGCACGAGAACAUCGUCAAGUACAAAGGCGUUUGCUACAGUGCAGGACGAAGAAAUCUCCGUCUCGUCAUGGAAUAUCUUCCCUUUGGAAGUCUGCGAGAUUAUCUCAUAAAGAACAAGGAGAGGACGGACCACAAGAAGCUUGUGCAUUACACUUCACAGAUCUGCAAGGGUAUGGAGUACCUGUCAAGUAAGCGCUAUAUCCACAGAGACCUGGCGACACGAAACAUCCUUGUGGAGAGUGAGCUGAGGGUAAAGAUCGGAGAUUUCGGCCUCACCAAAGUGCUGCCUCAGGAUAAAGAGUACUACAUGGUCAAAGAGCCAGGAGAGAGUCCCAUAUUCUGGUAUGCCCCCGAGUCGCUGACUGAGAGCAAGUUCUCUGUGGCGUCAGACGUCUGGAGCUUUGGAGUGGUGCUUUAUGAGCUCUUCACCUACAGCGACAAGAACUCCAGCCCACCGGCAGUUUUUAUGUCCAUGAUGGGGAAUGACAAGCAAGGACAGCUGAUCGUCUAUCACCUCAUUGAGCUCCUCAAGUCCGGCAGCAGGCUGCCUCAACCUCUGGGGUGUCCCACGGAGAUACAUGAGAUCAUGGAGGAGUGCUGGGACAACGACCCCGGCUUGCGUCCUUGUUUCAAGGAGCUUGCCCUGCGCAUCGACCUGUUCAGGGACAAGCCUUUUUGUGAGCUUCACCACUCGGCACGCAGACCGGAGAACCGCCAGCAGAGUGACAGUGAGGAUGAGGUCCAGGGGGCCCCCUGACGGGGGGUACGGCUGGGUGGUGGUCAUGUCAACCUUCUUCGUCAUGGGCCUCACCGGCGCCGUCAUGAA